Messenger RNA from Petromyzon marinus (sea lamprey), 766 nucleotides. RefSeq names its product ATP synthase peripheral stalk subunit d (gene ATP5PD). Lineage: Eukaryota; Metazoa; Chordata; Hyperoartia; Petromyzontiformes; Petromyzontidae. The record is from RefSeq and is a predicted model, not a curated record. Gene Ontology annotation, biological process: proton motive force-driven ATP synthesis. Gene Ontology annotation, molecular function: proton transmembrane transporter activity.
UUUGGGGGGGGGCGGGGAGGUUCCGGUCGGGGCGCGUUCCGCCACUUUCCGGUUCCGGGUUACCUGAGGUCACCUUGGUCGCCGCGCUCGUCACCGUCGCACGCGCGCAGCACGCAGAGCACCCCAGACCCAGUGAUGGCAGGACGCAGGGCAGCUGUGAAGGCGCUGGACUGGACGGCGUUUGGCGAGCGCAUCCCUCCCAACCAAAAGACGAUGUUCAACGCGCUCAAGACGCGCAGCGACGCCAUCGCCGCCAAACUCUCCUCGCUCCCAGAGAAGCCGGCUGCCAUCGACUGGGCCAUGUAUCGCAGCAAGUUGGCCAGUCCGGCCCUUGUGGAUGAGUUCGAGAAGAAGUUCAAUGCUUUAAAGGUCCCUGAGCCUGUGGACAACUACUCCUCAAAGAUCGCCAUCCAGGAGAAGGAAGCUGAUAAAUCGGCACAGGAAUUCAUUCAAGCUUCCAAACAGCGCAUUGCUGGGUACGAGAAAGAGCUGGAGAAGAUGAGAAACAUGGUCCAUGUGGAAGAGAUGACCAUCGAUGACUUAAACGAAGCCUUCCCUGAGACCAAGUUGGACAAAGUCAAGUACCCGUUCUGGCCGUUCAAGCCCAUCGCCGCCCUCUAAAGACGCAUCCAACGAGCCGCCGUUUGUUUGAGAAAUGUUGGCCCUCGGUGUGAAGAUGAUGGCACGUGGUAAAUGUUCCAUACCCUUAUUAACUGUACAAUAAAUUGGCGUACGACGUAAAAAAUAAAGAUGCAACCAGAUUUCG